This is a messenger RNA of Sphenostylis stenocarpa, 1197 nucleotides long. The record is from the annotation of a GenBank genome assembly. Lineage: Eukaryota; Viridiplantae; Streptophyta; Magnoliopsida; Fabales; Fabaceae.
AUGGCUACCUCGCUGUGUACACCCACCUACAGUCUCAAACUCAAUUCGUACACUUCACAUUCCCACAAAUUAAACGCAAAGUCCUCCGUUCACUAUAGGCGUCGUUUUGACACCGCCACCAGAAUCUGUUGCGCCUCUAAUAAUUUCAACGAUGACAACAACAUCAAACAACAACGACCCCAAUCCGAAGCUAUUCAAGUUUACACGCAAAUCGAGAGGGCAAAUGUCACAUUUGAUUUCAAACACGUGAAGUCGCUUCUUGACUCAAGAGUUUAUGAUGGCUGGUGGGGUUCCCGAGACUGGAUUGAAGUUGAGGGAGCUUGGAUUCUUAAACCAAAAAGCUCCAGACCCAAUUUCGUAGUACAUUUUAUCGGAGGUAUAUUUGUUGGAGCUGCCCCUCAGCUUACUUACCGUUGGUUUCUUGAGCGUCUAUCGGAUAAAUAUGCAGUGCAAAGAUCUGGAAAUGUUCUCAUGGCAUUCAAUAACAAGGAAGCAAGUUCAGCUGUUCCUUUGUUCUCUCCGGUGCUUGUCCCAAUGGCACAAACCAUUGGUCCACUUCUAUCAGAUAUUUUUUCUUCACCAACUCUACGAGUUGGGGUCAGUAUUGCUAUAUAUCUUACUCCAAAAUGGGAGGUUGUUCCGGCAGAGAUGACUUUGAAACAACUAGAAAACGUUAGCCCACCCAUUAUGAAGCAAGUUCUUCCUUUAGUUGAGCAGCUCCCUCCCUUGUACAUGGAUUUGGUUAAGGGAAGAGAAGAGUUUUCUCCAAAGCCUGAGGAAACACGUCGACUUAUAAAAUCAUACUACGGCGUAUCCAGAAAUCUGCUGAUAAAAUUUAAGGAUGAUUUAAUAGAUGAAACUUCAACUCUAGCUCAGGUGCUUAGUUCAGAAUCAGCCAUUAGUUCCGUGCUAGACAUGUCCAUACGCAAGUUGGCUGGAGAUCACGGUCUUCCUUUACAACAGGCCCUACCAGAUGUUCCACCAGCGAUGGCCGAUGCAGUUAAUCGUGGCAGCGAACUUUUGUCAAAUCUUACUGUAGGAACACCAUGGGAGACCGUUGCCAAAGAAGUAGGGAACUCGCUAGGCAUGGAUUCCCGAGUCCUACGUGCUGACGUAUCAAAGGACAUGGAUAUGCUUGUGGAUGUGAUCGCAUCCUGGAUAGCAUCUAAUGCAGGGCCUAAACUUCUUAGGCCAUAA